CUCAUCACUUCAUCACUCGCAGACAUGAUGUCGGGUGACUACGACAUUCCCCGGGCCUCAAGGAUUAAACUCAAAAGCACUGCCGCCGAGAUCGCAUCUAAAAUUUACGACCAGGAGCGCCGACGUGUUGAGAAGGAGCGCGAGCGAGUUGCUCGCGCAAACGGCUUGCCUUACGACCGUAAACGAAAGCGUGACGACGCGGCUCGCCGGCGGCGUGAGUACAUCGACGACAUGGACGAGGCCUUCGAGGAUGGCGGGCUGUUCGGAGACAUCUCAUUUGGCUCGGCUCUUCCCGGAUUCUCAAGUUCGAGCGGGCUGGGGGGCAUAUCUGGGUUGUUCUCCUCUGUUUUCGGAGAUCGGACGUCGCACGUUCGCGAUGUCUUUGAAGGGCCGCCGCCGAUGGGAAGCAUGGGACCCGAAGCGUACCGCGCCUACGUGAGGGAACAAUUUCGCACUGCGCAGCGAGCUCAAGACGUAGAAGAGGACAGGCGGCGUGGCACGGCGCGUCGCGAGGCGGAGGAGGCCGCGUACCGCGCGCAGCGAAUCGAGGAGGAGAGAGAGGAAAGAGAAGCGAAGCGCCGCCGCCGGGCUCACGCGGAGAAGGCCGCAAGAGAAGCGCAGGAUGCCGCUGCCGAGGCAGCCGCAUUGAGACGCGAAGAGGGACUGGAGCAGAGGGCCGAGCGCGCGCGCUGGCGGAAGCGAUGUACGGCACUUUUCGACAACGAAGUCGUCAGCGUGGAGCUCGGCUUCGCGGACAUCCCUUGGCCCGUAGCGGCCGCCAAGGGACGAGGAUAUAGCAUCGUGCUCAAUUCCGAGGACCUUACAACGGAUAACGUGAGGCGCUUCCUCUUCGCGCUGGCCGAUGACGAGGGUGGAGACCGCCGGAAGGUGCUCCGCGAGGCAAUCCGUUUGUUUCACUCCGACCGCUUCCACUCGCGCGUGCUGCCGCGCGUGAAGGAAAGUGAGCGCGAGCGUGUACGCGAGGGCGUUGAGGCCAUCGCGCGCGUUCUCACCGACCUUCUAUCGGCCACGUAGGCCCUGAUGGAUCGGACCGCGCGGCACGUUCGUCAACGGAUGUAUCUCAAUCCAAACCAGCCACCUCAAUAAUACCAGGCCUUUAUAAGGCCUCAGCUUGCGCAUACUGCUCCAGUGUUACCUUGCGUUGUCCACAGCGGCCUGCGCCUUUGUCACCGUCACCCCUCGCGGCCUGUACAUGUCAAAUUGAUUGAAUAGACGUCUGAAGAUGUUGCAGCUCUUGCGAUGAUGGG
Cutaneotrichosporon oleaginosum is the source of this 1268-nucleotide messenger RNA. RefSeq lists its product as uncharacterized. NCBI's taxonomy places the organism in Eukaryota, Fungi, Basidiomycota, Tremellomycetes, Trichosporonales, Trichosporonaceae. The record is from RefSeq and is a predicted model, not a curated record. Gene Ontology annotation, biological process: canonical NF-kappaB signal transduction.